This is a messenger RNA of Lobosporangium transversale, 1905 nucleotides long. RefSeq lists its product as hypothetical. Lineage: Eukaryota; Fungi; Mortierellomycota; Mortierellomycetes; Mortierellales; Mortierellaceae. The transcript is spliced from 5 exons. The coding region runs from base 1 to 1755 and encodes 584 amino acids. The record is from RefSeq and is a predicted model, not a curated record.
AUGUCGCGAAUCUCUAAAUCAACCACAGACAACAUCAAGUCUUCCGAGCCAACUAAACUGAAACUUUUCUGCAUUGUGGAAGGAGAACCGGCAUUCUCAGUGAACAUUAAUUCCGACCAAACUAUUGACGACUUAAAGGAUGCCAUUAAAGCAAAAAAGCCGGGCCUCGAUCAUGUCGCCGCUAAUCUGCUCACUCUUAAACUCAUCUCUGGUGGUGCAACAAAGGAGGGAAUACGCAAGUUGUCCAAAGGGUCACUCAAGGUCCUUGACAACGAAUUUGAAAACUCCAUACUUACUUUCCUGACGGGGCAGCAGAUAAUUUCAUUUACAUUAUUGUUGAAAGAUCGAGAUCAGCUAGAGAAUAACGAGGGUGAUAGGAGCUCCUCCAAAAGGACCAAGCUAGACGAGGACAACCUAAUGAAGGCAAUUAGUGCAGCAGGACUUGCCCAAAAGGCUAUAAUAAAUGGCGAUCCUAAUCUCUCCGUCCUUACGAAAAUCGACAUGAUAUCCAGCCCUUUGGGGAUAAAAAUUCCUGUGCUCAUGGUCCGAGAUCUGUACGUAAGAUCAGCUUUCAAAGAACUCUACGACACAAUCGUCAAGAGUUUUUAUAUAAAUGGAGAUAAUAGAGAGCCUGCAACCAAAAUUGUUGUCACAGGGACAGCCGAGGACUUCAUGCCCUUCCUGAAUCUACCCAGCACUUGGUUCCUAGUCGACAGCUCACCAAAACCAGAGCUCUUGCUCGUCAGGACUAUCUUUUCAGUGUCACCAAAAGCUUUCCUAAGCAAGGUUGAAGCCUUUCAAAAGGUCCCUGACGGUUUUAUGGAACACCUGUAUGAUUUGAUUGGUGGAGUGCCAAGGUAUGUCCUCGAGGCGCCGCAGGAAGAACUGCGCAAAUACUCCGCAGAGGAUCGUUGUAAAGAAAAAGUGAGAGCAAAAGCAGAAAAGCGUGCACUUGGCCGCAUUCAGCAAGCCCUUGACAACCUCCAGGAUCCAAUGAAGAUACUUCAACACUUUGAACAGGCUAAGGACUCACUAUGUUACAGCAGCCAUCUUCUUCACCGUUAUCCGACAGAAGAUCAUGAAGGAUUUCAAUUAGUAUGGGCUUCAAAUUAUAUCAUGGAAAAGGUGUAUGAUGCAGCGGACGACAAUACUUGGAAUGAAAUAUUGAAUCGGCUCGCCAAUAGUAAAGUUGGUGUAGAUAGAGGAGCAAUGUUCGAGCUUUAUAUGCGGUGCAUACUACGGAUAGGCAACCGGUGCUUCCAGGCCAAGAACCUUGAUGACAAUACUGAAAUAACUAUCGAUAUCAAAGCUAGCCCGGACGUUAAAUGGUUCAAUACUCUUGAAUGUUACAAGGACAAGAUGCAAGGAUCGCUAUGGAUCCCAAAUAGCAAAACAUUUGCUUAUGUGGAUAUGUUAAUUACCCCGAACUAUCUCCUUCAAGUUACGACGAGCAAGGAUCAUGGCAUCAAAAGCAAACCCUUCAAAGUGCUUUUGAAAAGUAUGCGAAAAAAUAAGUGGAUUCACUCCUCUAAGGAGGUUGCAUUUAUUUUUGUUGUUCCGCAAGACAUGGUCGAGGAGUUCAAGGAGCAAGCUUACAGAACUGGAGCAGAUCGUGUGGAUCCUAAACCGACAAACAAAUUAAAAAAUAUCAAGCAAUAUGUUUUGGCGGUUGAUCUGCAAGAUGAGCUCCGGAGAUGCAGGAAGAAGGCAAGCCAGGCGGACAACCCAAAUGAAAGUAGAAUUGUGAAUCAAUAAAGUCAAUGUACUCUGAUAGAGGAACUAAAUCGUGAAUAAGGGGUAGGAUAGAUUUCAGAUGAGAUAUGAUUGGAGAGUGAAAAAGUUGAAUAUUUGACCCCCGGAAGCCGUUGGCUAAUGGAUGAUAAAGAAAAUAAUGAUGGGAGGAGC